Molecule: messenger RNA, 4461 nt
Organism: Prosopis cineraria
Lineage: Eukaryota; Viridiplantae; Streptophyta; Magnoliopsida; Fabales; Fabaceae
Product: kinesin-like protein KIN-14B
Exons: 23
Coding region: 176-4045 (1289 amino acids)
Biological process (GO): microtubule-based movement
Molecular function (GO): ATP binding; microtubule binding; microtubule motor activity
Source: RefSeq, a predicted model, not a curated record
CACCAGUCUAGUCCAGGGAUAACAAUAAUGACAAAAAUAAAGCUCUCGAAUUGAGAGUGUUCUUUUCCUUCGCUAUUUGAAUUUGUUUGAUUUGAUAUUCUAGCUUGCACGCUCGAGUUUCAAAUUCUAGAGGAAAUCCGAGCAGAGACUGGGGGCUUUGCAGCCUUAAAAAAAAAUGGCGGAACAAAAGAACAAAUGGAACUGGGAGGUGAGUGGGUUCGACCCAUGGAAGUCUCCGACUUCGUCUUCCUCGUCUUCAUUUGAGCAUCACGAUCAAAAGCCCACUGCACCAUUGGUAAGGAGGUAUUCCAUCUCGGCCUCCUCGGUUCUUCCGCAUUCAGGGCUGUCCAAACACUCCAUGGCCACCAAGCUCCACCAAUUGGGGGACAAAGUUAAGCUUGCUAGAGAAGACUACCUGCAGUUAAAACAAGAGGCGAGUGAACUUCAGGAAUAUUCAAAUGCAAAACUUGACCGCGUUACCCGAUAUCUUGGUGUUCUUGCGGACAAGACUCGCAAGUUGGAUCAAGCUGCCCUUGAAACUGAAGUCAGAAUAUUGCCAAUAAUCAAUGAGAAGAGGAGGUUGUUCAAUGACUUAUUGACAUUGAAAGGAAAUAUCCGAGUAUACUGCCGCACAAGACCAUUAUUUGAAGAUGAAGGUCCCUCAGCUGUUGAAUUCCCAGAUGAAUAUACUAUUCGUGUAAACACUGGUGAUGAAUCAUUGUCCAACUCCAAGAAAGAUUUUGAAUUUGAUCGUGUUUAUGGACCUCAUGUUGGACAAGUUGAAUUGUUUAAUGAUGUUCAGCCACUGAUGCAGUCAGCUUUGGAUGGAUACAAUGUCUCCAUAUUUGCAUACGGACAAACACACUCUGGAAAGACACACACUAUGGAAGGAUCAAGCUAUGAUCGGGGUUUAUAUGCUCGUUGUUUUGAAGAGUUGUUUGAUUUGGCCAAUUCAGAUUCAACUUCUACUUCUCAUUAUAAGUUCUCUGUUACGAUUUUUGACCUCUAUAAUGAACAGACAAGGGAUCUACUUCUGGAGUCGGGGAAAAGCAUGCCCAAACUCUCUUUAGGAUCACCGGAAUAUUUUGUGGAACUGGUGCAAGAAAAAGUUGAAAAUCCUAUUGACUUUUCUAGGGUUUUGAAAAAUGCAUUUCUGAUCCGAGGAAAUGAUUUAUCGAAGAUUAAUGUCUCUCAUUUGAUUGUCACAAUACACAUAUUUUAUGACAAUUUGAUCACUUGUGAAAGCUCAUAUAGCAAACUUUCUCUGGUUGACUUGGCUGGAAGUGAAGGACUAAUAACAGAAGAUGAUAGUGGGGAGCGUGUGACAGAUUUGCUGCAUGUUAUGAAGUCACUGUCAGCGUUGGGGGAUGUUUUGUGCUCUUUGACCUCAAAGAGGGAUAUUGUUCCUUAUGAGAAUUCAGUGCUGACAAAACUGCUUGCUGAUUCAAUUGGUGGGAGUUCCAAAACUCUGAUGAUAGUAAAUGUCUGUCCAAAUGUUAAAAAUUUGUCGGAGACAUUAUCAUCUCUCAAUUUCUCGGCCAGAGCUCGAAAUUCUGUUUUAAGCCUAGGAAAUCGAGAUACAAUUAAGAAGUGGAGAGAUGUUGCAAAUGAUGCGCGGAAGGAGUUGCAUGAGAAGGAAAAUGAAGUCCAAGAUCUGAAACAAGAGGUUUUAGGACUCAAGCAAGCACUGAAAGAAGCAAAUGAUCAGUGUGUCCUACUCUUCAAUGAAGUACAGAAGGCUUGGAAAGUUUCUUCUGCCUUGCAGACAGAUUUAAAGGCAGAGCAUAUUAUGUUAGCAGAUAAGCAUAAGAUAGAAAAGGAACAAAAUGCUGAGCUUAGAAAUCAAGUGGCUCAACUGCGUCAGUCAGAGCAAGAACAAAAAUUGCAUAUACAGCAUCAAGAUUCAACCAUCCAAAGUUUACAGGCUAAAAUUGGGACUUUGGAAACACAACUCAAUGAAACUAUUAAAUCCAACGGACCUAGUUCAACAAUUGACUCUGAGCCAAAUUCUGGAGUUCUAUCUAAUUCUAGAGGGGAUAAGAUGGAUUCUUCUGCAGUGACCAAGAAACUUGAAGAGGAACUCAAGAAACGAGAUGCUCUGAUUGAGAGGUUGCAUGAAGAAAAUGAGAAGUUGUUUGAUAGGUUGACUGAGAAAGCAUCCCUGGCUGUAUCCCCUCAGAUUUCAAGCCCAUCAUCUACAGGAACAACUAAUGUUCAACCUCAAAAUGCAGUGAGGAAGGACACCAGUAAUACAAGAGCUCGUUCUAUGGAUGCCCUUCCUUCAAUUGUGGCCACAGAUAAAAAUGAUGGCACUGUUGCCCUGGUUAAAUCUGGCUCUGUAAAAGUUAAGACCACCCCUGCAGGUGAAUAUCUUACUGCUGCCUUGAAUGACUUUGAUCCAGAUCAAGAUGAAGGCCUUGCUGCCAUUUCUGAUGGUGCAAACAAGCUUUUGAUGCUGGUUCUAGCUGCUGUAAUCAAAGCUGGUGCCUCCAGAGAGCAUGAGAUUCUUGCUGAGAUUAGGGAUGCUGUUUUCUCUUUUAUUCGGAAAAUGGAACCAAAGCGAGUAAUGGACACCAUGCUUGUUUCUCGUGUUAGAAUCCUGUAUAUAAGGUCUUUACUUGCUAGAUCCCCGGAACUGCAAUCCAUUAAGGUCUUGCCUGUUGAGUGCUUUCUUGAAAAGGCUAACAGUGGUCGCAGUAGAAGUUCAAGCCGGGGGAAUAGUCCUGGAAGAUCCCCUGUGCAAUAUGUUGAUGAGCAGAUCCAAGGAUUUAAAGUUAAUCUAAAGCCAGAGAAGAAAUCCAAAUUUUCAUCUGUUGUAUUGAAGAUACGUGGAAUUGAUCAGGACAUCUGGAGACAGCAGGUAACUGGUGGCAAGCUUAGGGAAAUUACUGAGGAAGCCAAAAGCUUUGCAAUUGGGAACAAGGGUCUUGCUGCACUCUUUGUGCAUACUCCAGCUGGUGAGCUGCAGCGGCAAAUUAGAUCCUGGCUUGCAGAGAACUUCGAUUUUUUAUCUGUUACUGGAAAUGAUGCACCAGGGGGGUCAACUGGUCAGUUGGAGCUUCUUUCAACUGCAAUUAUGGAUGGUUGGAUGGCAGGACUUGGGGCUGCCAUGCCUCCCAAUACUGAUGCUCUUGGCCAGCUUUUAUUUGAAUAUUCAAAGCGUGUCUAUUGUUCUCAACUGCAGCACUUGAAGGAUAUUGCUGGUACCUUGGCAGCUGAAGAGGCUGAGGAUGUUGCACAAGUAGCCAAGCUGCGUUCAGCUCUUGAAUCUGUCGAUCACAAAAGAAGAAAGAUUUUGCAGCAAAUGAGAAGUGAUGUAGCUUUGCUGAAAUUGGACGAUGGAGGCUCACCAAUUCAAAGUCCUUCUACAGCAGCUGAAGAUGCCCGAUUAGCAUCCCUCAUUGCACUUGACGGCAUAUUAAAGCAAAUCAAGGAUAUUACCGGACAGGCUAAUGUGAAUGUCUUGAGCAGCAGUAAGAAAAGAACAAUGCUUGCUUCUCUGGAUGAACUAACACAAAGGAUGCCUUCGCUUCUUGAAAUGGAUCAUCCAUGUGCUCAGAAGCAAAUUGCAGAUGCUUGCCGCAUGAUUGAGUCCAUUCCUGAAGACGGCCGUAUUCAGGAUUUACCACAUGCUCGGAAGGCAUCAACGGAUCUGGGGUCUGGAUUUGAAACUGAUGUGGCACAGUGGAACGUUCUUCAAUUUAACACGGGCUCUUCCACACCGUUCAUAAUCAAAUGUGGAGCAAACUCAAGCUCAGAACUAGUUAUCAAAGCCAAUGCGCGAGUUCAAGAACCUACAGGUGGUGAGAUUGUAAGGGUUGCCCCUAGACCAUCCAUUUUGGAAAACAGGAGCUUGGAGGAGAUGAAACAUGUGUUUGCUGACCUACCAGAGGCUCUGAGCUUGCUUGCCUUAGCAAGGACAGCUGAUGGAACUCGAGCAAGGUAUUCUAGAUUAUACAGGACCUUGGCUUUGAAGGUUCCAUCGCUGAGGGAUUUAGUCAGUGAGCUUGAAAGGGGAGGUGUACUGAAAGAUGUGAGAACAUAACUUGUGAUCAGAGAGUUGCUUAUAGAUUGUCUCUGGGGCCGACUGGUCAAAUCUUACAUGAUGGGAAAAUGAUAUUUAAGGACCCAAUUCUUUGAAAAUUUGGGUUGAAGACUUAAAAAUUAUAAUUAUUUUUAAUGAUCAAAGUUGCUAUAAAACUUCAAGGGAUGUUCUAAGACAAUUAUCUCAAAAUAUAGUAGUAGAGUUGAUUAUUAAAAAUAAUUGUGAUUUUUAAGAUUGUUCAAUCUAAAUUUCCAUGACAUCUUGGUAUCCACGUGUAAUUUUCCCUUAUGAGAGGGUUGGUUAAGUGGCGUUGGGUCUCAUUGUUUCUUGUAUUUGCAUUAUUUCCAGGGGGCAAAUCUCUUGGUACAAUGUAACGGUUAUUCUGUAAGUUAUUGUAUUCCUGGUAAUUAUUUCAA